Molecule: messenger RNA, 939 nt
Organism: Puma concolor (puma)
Lineage: Eukaryota; Metazoa; Chordata; Mammalia; Carnivora; Felidae
Gene: RPRD1A
Product: regulation of nuclear pre-mRNA domain containing 1A
Biological process (GO): mRNA 3'-end processing
Molecular function (GO): RNA polymerase II C-terminal domain binding
Source: RefSeq, a predicted model, not a curated record
AUGUCAGCCUUCUCUGAGGCGGCGCUGGAGAAGAAGCUGUCGGAGUUGAGCAACUCGCAGCAGAGCGUGCAGACCUUGUCCCUGUGGCUCAUCCACCACCGCAAGCACUCCCGGCCCAUCGUCACCGUGUGGGAGCGGGAGCUGCGUAAAGCCAAACCAAACAGGAAGCUUACUUUUCUCUACCUAGCCAAUGAUGUCAUUCAGAACAGCAAAAGGAAGGGGCCGGAGUUUACAAAAGAUUUUGCGCCAGUUAUAGUGGAGGCUUUUAAACAUGUUUCAAGUGAAACUGAUGAAAGUUGUAAGAAGCACCUUGGAAGGGUAUUAUCUAUUUGGGAAGAAAGGUCUGUUUAUGAGAAUGAUGUGUUAGAACAACUUAAGCAAGCUCUGUAUGGCGAUAAGAAGCCUAGGAAGCGAACUUAUGAACAGAUAAAGGUGGAUGAAAAUGAAAACUGUUCCUCUCUGGGAUCUCCAAGUGAACCACCACAGACUCUAGAUCUUGUUAGAGCAUUACAAGAUCUAGAGAAUGCAGCUUCAGGUGAUGCAGCAGUUCAUCAGAGGAUAGCGUCUUUGCCUGUUGAAGUCCAAGAAGUAUCCCUACUAGAUAAAAUAACAGAUAAAGAAUCUGGAGAAAGGCUUUCUAAAAUGGUAGAGGAUGCUUGUAUGUUGCUGGCAGAUUACAAUGGCAGAUUGGCGGCUGAAAUAGAUGAUAGGAAGCAACUCACUCGAAUGUUAGCAGAUUUUCUUCGUUGUCAAAAGGAAGCCCUUGCAGAGAAAGAGCAUAAAUUGGAAGAAUACAAGCGCAAGUUAGCCAGAGUUUCCCUGGUGCGCAAAGAACUCAGGUCCCGGAUCCAGAGCCUGCCAGACUUAUCCCGAUUACCCAACGUGACUGGAAGCCACAUGCACCUGCCCUUUGCAGGGGACAUCUACAGUGAAGACUGA